This is a messenger RNA of Candidula unifasciata, 420 nucleotides long. The record is from the annotation of a GenBank genome assembly. NCBI's taxonomy places the organism in Eukaryota, Metazoa, Mollusca, Gastropoda, Stylommatophora, Geomitridae.
AUGGCGACGAUAGCUGUACACCCAGAUUUUGCUUACGUCAUUUAUGUUGUACUUGCCAGCUGGUUGUGGGUUGGGUACCUGACUCUCUGUGUGGUGUUGGCCAGAAAAAAGUACAAUGUUCCGUACCCGACUAUGUACUCUGACAAGUGUCUGGAGUUUAACUGUAUCCAGAGAGCUCACCUGAACACACUGGAAGUUUACCCACAAUUCCUUGUGCUUCUUCUGCUGGGCGGCCUUCAUCUUCCUAAACUGAGUGCUGUGUUUGGUGUGAUCUACCUGAUCAACAGAAUCAUCUUUGCCUUCGGAUAUUACACCUUCAAUCCCGCCAAUCGACGCUAUGGCGCUUUUGGUUUCUUGGCCCUUGUUGGAUUGGCGGUAAAUACCGCCAUGUUUGCGGUCAACAUUUCCGGUUCCGUUUGA